Rhizophagus irregularis DAOM 181602=DAOM 197198 is the source of this 698-nucleotide messenger RNA. RefSeq lists its product as uncharacterized. The record is from RefSeq and is a predicted model, not a curated record. Lineage: Eukaryota; Fungi; Glomeromycota; Glomeromycetes; Glomerales; Glomeraceae.
UAAGAUCAAUCAAGAGAAUGGGACAUCAUUCAGCGGUCACCAAUGUAAAGAAAAAUUCUCGAAUCUCGUCCGGGAUUAUAAUACUAUGUGUGAUUUUAUGUCUGGUAAAAGUAAAGCCAGAAGUCGAACAGGUGCACGAUAUUUUGAUGAAUUUCGUACUCACUUUUGGGAGAGAUCUGAGGAUGAAUUCGAUAGAAUCCGCAGAAUUAACACUUUUAACCAAAAACGAAGUAGAGGAAGUGGAUAUAUUACGCCCAUACCAUCAACUAGGGAUCUCGAACGUGAAUUGAGAUCAUCUGAAAGACGGUUAAGCCGAAGUUCGUCUAUUAGUCGAAGUCAGUCACCACCUAUUAGCCGAAGACAAUCGCCAUCUGUUAGUCGAAGACAGUCCCUUCCCGUUAGAGAAAGACGUUCGGAACUCCUGCCUGUUAGCUCGUUAACCACCAAUGAUGAAAUGGAUAUUUCCGAUACAGAGCAGUUGGUCGGUCAGAGAAGAACUUCCACGCAUGAAGAACUGUUCUUAUCUCUUCGUCCACCACCUUCUUAUGACAUUGCCACUGGUAAUACCCAAGAGUCGUCAAAUGUGGGGGGUAAUAGACAGUAACUACAUAUUUCUUCACCUAUUAAUCAGUGUAUUUUUCUCUACUCAUACUUUGAAAAAAUAUAAUAAAGAUCUUUGUUUUUAAAGAGUGUUGUGU